Messenger RNA from Mustela lutreola (European mink), 1823 nucleotides. RefSeq names its product ADP-ribose/CDP-alcohol diphosphatase, manganese dependent (gene ADPRM). Gene Ontology annotation, molecular function: ADP-ribose diphosphatase activity; 2',3'-cyclic-nucleotide 2'-phosphodiesterase activity; CDP-glycerol diphosphatase activity. The transcript has 4 exons. NCBI's taxonomy places the organism in Eukaryota, Metazoa, Chordata, Mammalia, Carnivora, Mustelidae. The record is from RefSeq and is a predicted model, not a curated record. The coding region runs from base 1 to 951 and encodes 316 amino acids.
AUGCUGGGGCCGAGGUCCACCCAAAACCCCGCCAAGCACUCGGGGAAAACGCGCCUCCUGGGCCCGCCCCCCGACUUCCGGCGCCGUACCCACUUCCUCCGGAAGUCGCCGGGGGCCGCUCUCUGCGCUCCACUCGUUGGUGGCGAGGUCGCCCAGCCGGUAGCCAGGGAGCCCUGGGCUGUGGAGUCGACGCGCGAAACCCGUUUGGAGGUUAUGGACGUUAAGCCCGAGCCUGGAACCCUGAGUGAGAAUUCGGAAGUUCUCUUCUCCUUUGGAGUGAUAGCAGAUAUCCAAUACGCUGAUUUAGAAGAUGGCUAUAACUUCCAAGGAAACAGACGGAGAUACUACAGACACAGUCUGCUUCACCUACGGGGUGCUAUUGAACACUGGAAUACGGAGGACCGCCCGCCCCGCUGCGUGCUUCAGCUGGGAGAUAUCAUUGACGGAUAUAAUGCGCAAUACAAAGUGUCCGAAAAGUCGCUCGAACUUGUUAUGAACACUUUCCAGAUGCUCAAAGUCCCCGUUCAUCACACGUGGGGGAACCACGAGUUCUAUAACUUCAGCAGAAACUACCUAACAAAUUCUAAACUUAACACAAAGUUUCUAGAAGACCGGAUUGUGCAUGAUCCCAAGACUGUGCCUUCGGAGGAUUACUAUGCUUAUCACUUUGUCCCCUUCCCCCAGUUCCGGUUCAUUUUACUGGAUGCUUACGACCUGAGCGUCUUAGGCGUGGAUCAGUCCUCUCCGAAAUACCAGCAGUGUCUGAAGAUACUGAGGGAACACAAUCCAAACUCGGAGUUGAAUAGUCCGCAAGGACUCUCUGAGCCCCAGUUUGUCCAGUUUAAUGGAGGAUUCAGCCAAGACCAGCUGAACUGGUUGAAUGAAGUUCUCACAUUCUCUGACACAAACCAGGAAAAGGUGGUGAUUGUGAAGCAUUGUCACAAGAUAUGAAAACUGCGUCUUGUACGGCGAGCGAUCUCAGAACGGCUUAGCAACCUCAGCUGAAACUGUCACCCGGUUUGUAAGGAACAUGCAGUUAAUUAUCGUGUCUCGUAGUGAGGGUAUAUCAGGUGCGUGAAAAGGUCACCGAGGUGGGUCCUCCUUGUCGUGAGACAGAUCCCUCGCGGUGGGGUUCACCCCGGGAGGAAGGGUUAGAAUUUGUCUGUUGGGAGAUCCUUGCAAUGGUCUUCACAAGGAGGCAUAAUUCCUCAAUAAAAAAAAAAAAAAAAAAAAAUCCCAUGUGGGUUUCCCAGGAAAGAAAACACGGUCUUGUUAGCUAUAUGGUCGUGACAUUGGUACAAUUGCUAAACAAAGCCGGGUUUAGUGAACCCACCAGUGAUAAGUGUUUGAGUCCCGUGACAGUCGUAGGGAAAAUUCAGGGGUGAUAACAAGGAAUCAAGUGUUGGGUCUGAGAAUAAGACUUGAGUCUAAUGCCAGGUCUCCUGCCACUGGUUUGGGAACAUCGAUUCAAAAUUUUCCUCAUUAAGCCUUCAUUUCUUUACCUGUGAAACAGGUGAGACUUUGAAAGUUGUGUCUUGGGCUCCUGCCCGGAGCUGGUGGUCAGUGAGUGCAAGGAGGUAUAGACAUCACAGUUUUUUAAUAAAAUGCAGGAAUUAGGGGCAUCAGGAUGGCUCAGGAGGUAGAGGGUCCAACUCUUGGUUUGGGCUCUGGGAUCGUGGAAUGGAGCCUGGAGUCUGCUCCGGGCUCCGUGCAGAGUCUGCUUGACCCUCUCCCUCUGCUUCCUCCCCUCCCGUACCCCGCUCCCCCUUUUUCUCUCUCUCUAAAAUAAAUUUUUAAAAAAUCUAAAAAAUAAAUAAAAUGCA